AUGAAGUCCGCGAUCACGAAAGCGACGGCUCUGAUCGCUAUUGCAUUCUGUGCCGGACAGUCUGCUCAAGCAUCUACUCCAUACCAGGCAACAUUCGGGGCUGGGUUGAGUACGACCUCUAAGAUAGCUGAUGGCAGGAGUAAUGGCUCGAGGAGUUAUGAGCUAGUAGCACAUCCUGAGUUCUCUCAGCACAACUUGCGGAUCACGGCAGAUCCCUCGCUUUGUGAUCCUUCAGUCAAGCAGCAUUCUGGCUACCUCGAUAUCUCGGAUGGCAGGCACCUCUGGUUCUGGUUCUUCGAGGCCAGAGAGUCUCCACAGGAUGCCCCCUUGAUGAUGUGGCUUAACGGAGGCCCAGGGUGCACAUCUUCUAUGGGGCUAUUUUUUGAAAUGGGACCCUGCACGAUCGCUGACGAAGGGGAAUCGUCCGUUCCCAACCACUACUCGUGGAACAAACACGCCAACCUGAUCUUCCUGGACUCCCCAAUUAACACUGGCUUCUCGUACUCCUCGGACGGCUCAAAGGUCGACACGCUAUCCGACAUGACUGUGGAUCUGUAUGCUUUUCUGACCCUCUUCCUCACGCGCUACCCAGAGUAUGCGUCUGCUCCGUUCCACCUGGCGGCUGAAAGUUGGGGAGGGCAUUAUGCACCGAACAUCGGGUCUUAUAUUCACAAGAAGAACAAGGAGCUCGCUUUUGCUCCUCGCGCCGGCCUUCAGCACAUAAACCUCGCCUCGCUAAUCAUUGUGAACGGUCUCACCGAUCCUCUCGUUCAAUUUGGUUCCAUUCCUGAAUACGGGUGUGGAGGUGCUCCGUAUCCGCCAUGGGAUCCCAGUGGUUCAGAAUGCGCAACCCUUAAACGCAAGGCACCUUUGUGCACUUCCUUGAUUGAGUCGUGCUACAGGUUCCCUUCGAAAGCGACUUGCAACCCUGCCACAAAUUACUGUUGGUAUGAAUUACUUACAACGAUUACAACCACCGAUCGCAACCCUUACGACCUGCGAGUUGCCUGUGAUGCUAAUAGCUCGACGUGUUAUCCUGAGUCCAACUGGAUUGAACGGGAAUUCACUAUGUGUAACAUGACCACCAAUGGUCGUUUCUACGAGCAAGGUCAGGCUAUGCGCAACAGCGCAGCACUCCUCCCAGAACUGAUCAACGACGGGAUCCGCUUGCUUGUUAUGGCGGGUGAUACAGAUUGGAUUUGCAACUACAUGGGUGUUCAACAUUGGAUGCAGAAGUUGGAACACAACUACCAUUCCGAGUUUGCGAUUGCGCCAGCGAGGCGGUGGAAAACAGCGAAAUCUGGUUUAGUUGGAGGCGAAGUGCGGUCCGCCGGCCCUGGCGCGGGCAACGUCACUUUUGUGCAGGUGUAUGAUGCUGGGCACAUGGCUCCUCAUGACCAGCCAGAAGUCACUGAGGACGUUAUCGUACACUGGCUGAAGAAUCUGCCUUUUUAUAAACAUUAG
This is a messenger RNA of Postia placenta MAD-698-R-SB12, 1464 nucleotides long. RefSeq lists its product as hypothetical. The coding region runs from base 1 to 1464 and encodes 487 amino acids. Gene Ontology annotation, biological process: proteolysis. The record is from RefSeq and is a predicted model, not a curated record. Lineage: Eukaryota; Fungi; Basidiomycota; Agaricomycetes; Polyporales; Adustoporiaceae. Gene Ontology annotation, cellular component: fungal-type vacuole. Gene Ontology annotation, molecular function: serine-type carboxypeptidase activity. The transcript has 9 exons.